GAGCAUCAUUCGGGACAGAACACUGAAUCUAGAUCAGGUUUUUUUGUAUUCAAAAUGAUAAGCAGCAAUUGCCUCCUCAUCGCCUUAGCUGUUCCCCUUCUGUUUGCCAUAGAAUCGGCUCGAGCGGCCUAUGCCGAUGCCUGCACUACUCCCAAUGGCCAUGGGGGUCAGUGUUUGCCUUAUACCUCAUGCAAGGAUGUGGAAGAGCGUCUUGUGAGUGCUCAAAAAUCUGGAAUAUCUGUAGCACCUGACUAUGCUAACUAUUUGCAAAAGGCUUCUUGUGGAGAAGUUAAUGGCAUUCGACAUUUUUGCUGUGCUGAAUCCCAAAUCCAGCAUAAUUCCAAGGUGAUGUCUCUGUUUAUGGAUAAAGAUUUCAAAUGCGGUUCCUAUCUCGACACCCGUGUGGCCAACGGCUAUGAGGUGAAACUCUCGUCACGUCCUUGGAUGGCUUUGUUGCGUUAUCAUCAAUUUGGAGAGCCGCGUUUCCUCUGCGGUGGUGCUCUGAUCUCAGAACGCUACAUCCUCACAGCUGCCCAUUGUGUACAUGGACUUCAAGAAGAUUUAUAUCAGAUUCGAUUGGGCGAACACAAAAUCUCAACUUCGGAGGAUUGCCGGAAGCAAGGACGCAAAACUAAAUGCGCUCCGCCAGUCCAGGAUAUUGGCAUUGAGAAGUAUCUACUUCACGAGGAAUAUGACCCACGACUUGUCUCAAACGACAUUGCCCUCUUGCGUCUGAAUGUUAGCGCUCGUUUUGAUAAGCACAUCAAACCCAUUUGUUUGCCCAUUACGGAUGAACUGAAGCAAGAAGCUGAGAAGCAAAAGACAUAUUUUGUAACCGGUUGGGGCACCACCGAGAAUGGCUCUGCCUCGGAUGUUCUGCUGCAGGCAAAUGUGCCAAUUCAGCCACGUUCAGCCUGCUCUCAGGCCUAUAGACGUGCAGUGCCUCUUAGUCAGUUAUGUGUGGGUGGAGGCGAUUUACAAGAUUCCUGCAAGGGGGACUCUGGCGGACCAUUGCAGGCCCCAGUUCCCUAUUUGGGCGAAUAUGCCCUACGAAUGGUCGAGUUUGGCAUUGUUAGCCAGGGUGUGGUAUCGUGUGGACAAAUUAGUUUGCCCGGACUAUAUACAAAUGUGGCCGAAUAUGUCCAAUGGAUAACCGACACCAUGGCAAUCAAUGGACUCUAAACUGUGCAUGCCAUUUGUGCAAUCAAAUUUAUUUGUAUCUCCUUAUUAACGUUUAAGCCACAAAAUAUACACAUAUAUUCAUACAUACAUAAGUAUAUAUACGAUAUUUGUAAAUGCAUUUAGAAUGAGACUUCUCACUUCAUCACUAACUGUCUGUCUUCCCGCGUUUGGGAUGAGUAAUCGACAAGUUACUUUAGUCUCUGCUUAAUUAUAAGCAAUUAAUAUCGAAAACAAUUAUUAAGCAAUAUAUUGAAAUUAUAAAUUUUAAUACAAUAUUGCGCAAUACAUUGUAUUAGUAAUGCUAAAGUAAGAUGCUUCUCUUAAAAAUAAAAAGUUGCUGCUGUUUUUUACUCACUAAAA
Molecule: messenger RNA, 1542 nt
Organism: Drosophila willistoni
Lineage: Eukaryota; Metazoa; Arthropoda; Insecta; Diptera; Drosophilidae
Gene: grass
Product: serine protease grass
Exons: 6
Coding region: 55-1182 (375 amino acids)
Biological process (GO): proteolysis
Molecular function (GO): serine-type endopeptidase activity
Source: RefSeq, a predicted model, not a curated record